AAUUUAUGAUACUCUUUUAAGACGUUACCGUUUCAUACUUUUUAGUUUUUAUCUUGCCGAUUAGUCUAUUUGUAAACGAAGACGGAUCUCAAACUUUUCGAGGUUGCGUGUCCUCUCUAUCAUUGGUCCAGUGCAUGGAGCAGAAUAUCUCUGACUGCAUCGAAUCAAUCCCUUACUUCUCACUGUAUCGUAUCAACUAUCAACCAAUGAAAAAAGGGAUUUGAGAAACCCAGAAAAAGUCUCCACCGGCGGCGGCGGCUACUUGUUUCUUGGUCGCUCGUCACUGUGUAAUUCAGUUGGACUCACUCAGUUUCUUCUUUAUUUCACUUCAAAAACCGAUAAUUAGGGUUUUAUUUUGGCCAGCCAUAGAAAUGUCUCUGUUGCAGCCGUAUUUCCAACAAUGCCCCACCGCAUUCACGCCCGCCGUCUCAGUCCCAGCUCCUUGUUUGUCAUUCUACAUAUCGGUUUCCAAACGCAGCGUCAUAUCUUGUUGCUCGUCGCAGUCCCAAACGACAGUCAUUAAUGGCAAACUCGAUAGUAGAAUCUUUGACAGGGAUGAGAUUCGUCUUGGCUUGCCAAGCAAAGGUCGCAUGGCUGCUGACACUCUCGAUCUACUCAAGGAUUGUCAAUUGUCGAUUAAGCAGGUCAAUCCUAGGCAGUAUGUUGCUAGAAUACCUCAGCUUUCCAAUCUAGAAGUCUGGUUUCAGCGGCCAAAAGACAUUGUUCGGAAAUUGUUAUCUGGAGAUUUAGAUCUUGGUAUCGUGGGGUUCGAUACUGUUAGUGAAUAUGGGCAGGGUAAUGAAGAUCUUAUCAUUGUUCAUGAUGCCCUUGAGUAUGGAGAUUGCCGUUUAUCCCUUGCAAUUCCGAAGUACGGGAUCUUUGAGAAUAUCAAUUCACUGAAGGAGCUAGCCCAGAUGCCCCAGUGGACUGUUGAGAAACCUCUAAGGGUUGCAACUGGCUUUUCUUAUCUUGUUCCUAAAUUUAUGAAAGAAAAUGGAUUGAAGCACGUGAUAUUUUCAACUGCUGAUGGAGCCUUAGAGGCUGCUCCUGCGAUGGGAAUAGCUGAUGCAAUUUUGGACCUUGUGAGUAGCGGGACAACAUUGAGGGAAAACAACUUGAAAGAAAUUGAAGGUGGAGUUGUAUUGGAAAGCCAGGCUGUUCUAGUUGCAAGCCGAAAAGCAUUAAUCCAGCGGAAAGGUGCACUGGACACAACACACGAGAUUCUUGAACGAUUUGAGGCUCAUUUGAGGGCACUUGGUCAGUUCACGGUAACUGCAAAUAUGAGGGGCAGAAGCGCAGAGGAAGUGGCUGAGCGAGUACUGAGCCAGCCAUCAUUAUCUGGGUUGCAGGGGCCCACAGUAAGUCCAGUUUUUCGGAAACAUGAUGGAAAAGUAGCUGCUGACUACUAUGCCAUAGUCAUAUGUGUACCCAAGAAAGCUCUAUACAAGUCUGUACAACAAUUGAGAGCGAUUGGAGGUAGUGGGGUGCUAAUUUCACCAUUGACCUACAUUUUUGAUGAAGAGACCCCAAGGUGGAGAGAACUUCUUUCAAAGCUUGGCCUCUAGUCCUUUCCAAUAGAUGCAUGGUUGUUUUGUUGCAUUCCAUAUCAAUGCUGAAGAAUUUUUGAGCUCUUAAGGUUCCCAGGUGGAUCGAAAAACUACUUUGGUCCAGAGUUAAGACCUCCAAAGUUUUGUAUUGUGGUUUUGUUUCUAAGUAGUGGUAUUCUCCAGUCCCUUGUUUCUUUUACCUUUAUUUCUCUUUCCAGUAAUGUUUUUUUUUUCCUCUUCUUUAUUGUAACCAUAAUGAUGAUAUAGAAAACAUGUUUUCCUUUUUGAUUGUGUACGAUUACUGAAAAAUAAUUGU
This is a messenger RNA of Durio zibethinus, 1863 nucleotides long. RefSeq names its product ATP phosphoribosyltransferase 2, chloroplastic-like. NCBI's taxonomy places the organism in Eukaryota, Viridiplantae, Streptophyta, Magnoliopsida, Malvales, Malvaceae. Gene Ontology annotation, cellular component: cytoplasm. Gene Ontology annotation, molecular function: ATP phosphoribosyltransferase activity; magnesium ion binding. Gene Ontology annotation, biological process: L-histidine biosynthetic process. The record is from RefSeq and is a predicted model, not a curated record.